AUGGGCACACAAGUAAAAAGAGGAUGGAACAGAAUAGCAAUGACUAUGGAGUCUGGAUUACUCAGAAGUAGCGAAUACCAUUUCCUUAACGGACAUAAUUUUGGCAAUCCCAGUUCAUUAUCAUAUUAUAACAGUCCUUAUUACAUAGGAUGACAUUUUAUUUGCAACUCAAUGGAGUUCAUUCUUCAUAGUUUUAAGAUAAGUAACACUGUGGACUACACAGUGGAGAUUACUCCACAAAUAUAUAACCCAUAUGGAUUCAUAUGAGGGGAUGGAACCAAGCACACCCAAGCUCUUGAGGAGUGAGAUCAUGGAGGAAACACAGGAGACAAUAGUGUGAACAAUAAUAGUGUUAGUUGCGAUGAAAACUGCUUCCUAGGACUCUCCUUUAGCUGAGAUAAUAAUAAUCCCAGUUCAUGAUUUUCUGCUGUCUGUGGAGAUGGAUUCUACUCUCCCAGUGAGUCUUGUGAUGAUGGGAAUACAGCUGAUGGAGACGGAUGUAGCUAUGACUGAGCUAUAGAAUCAGGAUACCAGUGUUACGGAAUAGAUAACCAAACUUGAGAGGCUUUCUGUGGAGAUGGUAUACAAGUGGGCUCAGAGCAAUGUGACGAUGAAAACUUUAUUGCAGGUGAUGGUUGAGCUGUUGACUGAACAUUUGAAAUAGAUUUCACUUGAACUGGCCAAGGAACCACAACUCAGUGCUCAAGAAUAUGUGGUAAUGGCAUCUUGCUUGAAAGUGAUGACCUCACCAUUUACUGUGAUGACGGAAACCUUGUUAAUGGUGAUGGAUGUGAUAGCAAUUGUGCUGUAGAAACAGGCCAUACUUGCAUUUCAACCAACCUUGCUGCAAGCGUUUGAGAGCCUAUAUGUGGAGACGGACUCAGGUUCGACUCUGAAGCUUGAGAUGACAACAAUCUUGUAGAUGGGGAUGGAUGCAGUUCCAACUGAACAAUUGAAGACAAGUCUAUGUGUGUAGACCAGACUUCCACAGGUCCAAGCGUGUGAAGGAUGUGAGAAAUUGAGCAUUGCAAAGAAUGAGAUCCAUCUGACUAUGACAAAUGACAGACAUGUGAAGAUCCCUACGAGCUUAAAAAUCCCACUACUUGAUACUCAUACGCAAUCUUUGAAGUUUCAGAAAGCGCUCAGCAAAUAUCAUCUGGAUCACAAGCAGUUUCAGGAGUCAGUGCUGGUGCAACAAUAGGAGUGUCUCUGCUUAACUUGUCAUCUCUAGCAGCCAUCUGGUCCAUUGUAAAUCAAUUGCAAUUAUUUUUACUAUUGUUGCUGACCAAGACUCCAUUUCCUGGUGAUGUCAAAGCUUUGAUUCUUGGAAAUGAACUAAUGCAGUUUAACUUGGAUGUAUUGCCAGUCAGAGCCUUGCCGAAGAUGCCUGAAGUCAUGGACUGGCUCAAGAUCGAUCAAGAUAAUGCCUAUCUUGAAACAAUCGGAGUCGAAUCAAGCACAAGUCUGCUCAACAACUUCGGGUUUGCAUUGUGUAUGUUCUUGAUGCUGGCUCUGUAUCCUUUAGUGAUGAUAUUGAAGCUCUGAGUAGACUAUAGAAAUGAAAAGAAAUGCAGUCUAAACUACCUGAUUAUAUUGGUGAUUGACUUGUUCAACUUCACAAUCUACAUCAGGCUCAUACUCGGAGGGUUUCAGCUGCUGCUCAUUUGUUGUAUAUCAGAAGUGAUCAAAUUUGAGCUAGCAAGUAUCCCCAACAUCAUAUCGAUGGUGUUUUCAGUGUUAAUCUUAGCUGUCUGAGUUGGAACUAUUGCUCUUUCUUUUUAUAUCUUCUACUCGAAGAGAGACUUUCAUGAUCCUGACAAGUAUUACAAAUUCAAUGAGUUCAUCACUGGUCUCAAGAAUACCAGAUAUGCAAGGAUCUACCCUUUCUUGGGCUUAAUGAGGAGAACCAUAUUAGUGAUCUGGCUACUCACAUUCACAUGGCUCGAGUGUGUGUAUUUAACAGCUGGCAUGAUGACCGUUCAGAUAUUGUUCGUUCUGAGCUUAGUCAUCCUCAGACCCUUCGAUCGACCAGAGAACAAUAUGAUCGAAAUCGUCAACGAAAUAAUCUACACCAGUCUGCUGUCGAUAAUGAUUGUAUGUGAUAAAGUAGACGAGUGGUCAAGUACAGUCACGAGCAUAUUCUGCUACAUAAUCCUUGCAAACUCAUUGGUCAUCACCUUCAUAAUGAUCGGCGCUUUGCUAAUUUCAUGAUGCCAAAAAUGAGCCAAGAAGAAAUCUAGCACAAGUAUGAGCCGAGUGCAGCCAAUCCAAGAGGUUCCACGUAGGUCAUCAUUUGAAUUAUCCUAGAACAAAGAACUAAAAAUACUCACCAAAUUGACUCUGAUCUUACAGAAAUUAAAAUGGUCCCUUCUCGCGGCAGUAACAAACUCUCCAUGACCUAUA
Molecule: messenger RNA, 2403 nt
Organism: Moneuplotes crassus
Lineage: Eukaryota; Ciliophora; Spirotrichea; Euplotida; Euplotidae
Source: the annotation of a GenBank genome assembly